Messenger RNA from Lymnaea stagnalis (great pond snail), 7136 nucleotides. The record is from the annotation of a GenBank genome assembly. Lineage: Eukaryota; Metazoa; Mollusca; Gastropoda; Lymnaeidae.
GUUUUACCAAACAUUCAAUGAUAGGUUCUAUCAAAGUAGGCAAUAUAAAAGUAUAGAUGCUAAAAUGAUUAAAUGCAUUUUCUUGAGUGAAUUCCAUCACAUACAAGGACCAAUAAUCAGUCAUCAGGUAAACAAAAAUUAAGAUGUACAAAAAUUAAGGUGAGCUAGUCCAAACUAAGAAAGGCCCACAAAAUAAUAAUAAAUAAUAAUAAUAUGAUGAAGUUCAAUGUAAAUAGGCAUAGGCUAGGCAUAGGCAUAGGCCUAGACUCUAUAGCCGUCUACAACAGUCUAUUCAAGUAUUCAGGUGAAGCAGCGAUCGCUACGGUUUUCUCUUUACAGGUAGUAAGCUGAAAAUGUUUUGCCAGUCAUUUGAUCAUUUGUAUAUAUAUUAAAUAAAAGCGUUUAUGUAGGGGAUUAUAUUUGUGUGUGGAAAUAUAAUACAAAUCAACUUUGACUUUGAAGACGAAUUAAGAAAAUUAAUUUAAUUAAACUGUAAAGUUGAAGUGCAUUGAUGAUUGAUUGAGAAGACUUGACACUGACACCUGAAAAUUUAAUGAUAAAUGUAAUGUAAUCACUUCACAAAUUAAACUUUGUAAUUGGUAUCAAAAUAAAGUCGUAAGUAACGUGAUCUAUAACUAUAAUUUUAUUGUUAAUUUUAGUUUCAUUGCAAUUACUUUGAGAUGCUUUUAAAUUCUUAUUUGAUGUAUCUACUAGUUAAUAAUAAUCAAGCUCAAAAUUUUAAAUACAUCUAAAAUGCUCAAAAGCAUAUUAUCCGAAAGGGCUGGCUUUUACUUUUAGCUUUCCAUUGACACUUAGAUUAUCUCUGUCACUUUUACUACUUUUAGAAUAAAGGUUAUGAUUUUUAAAUCUUUCUUUUUUCAAUUUUAAGCCAUUUUAGCCAUGUCAAUCAUAUGAUGCAAAAUUACUAGUAUUUUAAAAUUUAGUCUGUAACUGUAACUUUCUUGUUUUAAAAGUUGCAGCAACCAAAUUUUGAGGAGAUCCUAACAAAACAAUAUUGAGAAAAAUAAAACACAUAAAUUAUCAAUUAUUUUUUUUAUUUUAUUAAAUUAAUAAUAUCAGAUAAGGAUAGCUUUUGGUGAGUAAUGACGGUUGAAACUGAUGCCUUUUUACAUAAAAUGGCAUAACUAUUCAACUAAUGAAGCUAUUUAAAUCAAUGUUUCCACAGCAACAGUGUUCAACUGAAAGUAAAGAAUUUAGUUAUUUAUUCAUUUCCACUAAAAUAAUUAACAUCUACUUUUAAAAAUGAUAGUGAUGACAAGAGAGUAAUAACCUCAGUUGAACUGCCCUGAAUGGGAAAACCUUUUCAAUACCACUUCAUUGAGUGCAUUAAAUAACAUUGUUAUUAAAUACAUGAGUCAUUUUGAAUUGCAAAUGGGAUAUCUAGUGAAUAUUGAGUGCUGGGUGGCCAAAUGGUCUAAAAUGAGUAAAUCCUAAGCUUGUGGACUGGAGCUCAAUCCCCAGAAAAAGCAUAGACAUGCAAAAACAACACCAGCCCUAUGGGUAGAUGGAACCUUGAAUGACAACUCAUCUAAGAGAAAGCAAACUCUGAAAUCAAAACCCCGUAGGUGAUAUGACAUUUGAAACAAUGAAAAUUCCAACUUCCUUAUCAUGGAAUGCAAAAAGAGCACAUUGAAACACACAAGACACACUGCUGGUCAUCUGCUGCAUCCUGGUCUAUUUCCAUUGGUUUUGACUAAGUCUUGCAUUGGAUGAAAUAGGCAAGGAAGAGAGAGUGAAGCUGACAUUGAGAAUUGAACAAAUGUCCCUCACUUUAAACAAAAAUACAGUUCAGAUCAUUGAAUAUGAAAUUUUAUUAAAAUUCUUUCUUUUGUUUGUAAAUAGCUUUCUUAAGCUACCGGUAUUAAUAAUGAUAAGAACAUUUUUUUUUAAAAUUUGUAUUUGUCAGCAUAUACAUAAAUUUGUAACUACUCAUAACUUUAAAUAUCUAAGUUGUUUUUUUUUUUUUCAGAUUCCACAAGAGUAUAUUUCCAAAGAAAUUUUUGAUGCUAUUCAGAACUUUAUUAUAACAAAGCAAGAACUUCUAAACAGAAUAAUUACUGUGUAGGUGUCACAGUUAUUUAAAUUUAAACAUUUUUAUUUACUUUUCCUGUUUAAAGCUUUAUACUUGUCCAAGGUGGCUAUGUCUUGUCAGUCCCAGAGAUAUCCUUUUCAAAAUGAACAUGAAAAGGAUUUUCUAAUUAAUUUGAAAUUAUGGCCUAUCCUGAUUUAACGUUUUUUUUCUUUUUAAUGCUGGGAAUAAAGUACUUGAGCAGGUAACAUUUUGAAUUUUUUUUAUAAACGUUUGGAAAAAACAUAGAAAUGUACAAUAAUAAAAUUCUUUUUUUUUUUUUUUUUUUUUUAAAAAUUUAUUGAUUUUUUAUAUUUAACAGUGUGGAUAUAACAUCCAAUUUUUACAUUUGACAUCUUUUUUUCAAUAUUAAAUGUUGUUUUGUGAAUUCAUCAAAUGUAAAUAUACAGCAAAAGAAACAUAAUAUAAAUACAUCCUUAAAAGUUCAAACAAAUGUUUAAUGAUUAAACGAGAUUUUCCAUAUUUGUGAUGUCAUGUUUCCAGGACACUUUAAAACAUAUUUCUUGAGUACCGUAGUUGCUUUCAGCAUUUAAAUUAUUAAAUCUUAAAAGAUUUUUAUUUUAAACAUAUUUUUAACAAAUUAUUCAGGACUUCCUUUGGACACAAAUUUGUUGGAUGUCCAAUCUCUAUUGACAAUGACAAAUAUAAGCGCAAUGCCUUUAUUUUCAAUGUUUGCUUUGUCUUUGAUGAAGACACCAACACAUCUGAAUAUGGUCCUGUGGUUAAAAAGCUUGCAGAUUAUUUAACACGGAUUGAGGUAAUAAAAUUAUGUUCUUCUUUCUAAUCUUUUCAAGAGUUUUUUUUUAAGAUUUGGUUUCACAUAUCCACCUGCUAAAAUUAUAUUGCAUAAUAUUAUCCAUUAUAUGUGAAAAAAAGUUAUAGUUAAAUUAUUUUAGUGAUGAUGGUAAUUUUUAGAAGAUAUUUUUUUUUGAAGUAGAGUUUUACUGUCUUAUGUGCAGUUUAAAUAUUAUAAUUAUAUAAUAUCGUUUUAAAAACAAUAGGAAAAUAAAAUACCAUGAAAAGGCUUUAUAAUUUUUAAUUUAUUUUUGCAAAUAUCUUUUGACAACAUAGGUUGAAAUCGCUUUCUUGUCUGAACCAGAAAAUACAAAAAAAGUUACAGAAUUCUUAAGAAAAGUAUUAAAUGGCCUUAAUCAAGAUGGAUGCUUUCACAUUAAUAUGGGUAUUAAAUGUUACUCUAUUUAGCUGUUAAGGGCAAUUAGAAAUAUUAGAUAAUAGUCCCUAUUGAUUUUUUUAUAUUCCAAAUUAUCUCAUCAAAAAUUAUUCUUUAAAAAAUGUGUAGCCUUUAAUGGUUUUGAAAUAACAAAAUUUAUUUGUUUCUCUUACUACAUGUUUUGAAAAAUCGUAAGUUACAAAGUGGUCAUACAUCAAAAGCCAUCCCACUUAAUAUUUUCUCAAACCAACUUUAUUAUACAAUCAGCAGUUAGUCACAAUUUUAAAUGAACAGAUCAAAAUGUAAUAUAUUUCAGCUAAUACGUGUAUGGUUCAUCUGAAGCUUGCUGUAACUAUUCAUGAACCUAUCUCUGUGGAGGACCAUGACGUGCCCAUACUUACAGCACCUAGAGAUGUGGUCAUGAAACACCAGUGGGACCUCACAACACAGCAGGUUGGAAGAAACUCUUAGCCAGUAAAUUAAUAUUUAAGAUAUGCAGUAUUUAAAGUAACACAAUCGAAAGGGUAUUUGAAGUGUUCAACAGAAGUACUAUAUAAUAUGUAUGAUGUCAUUAAUGUCAAGAAAUAUUUGCUUUAAAAAUUCUUUAUAUAGUAGCUUUUCCAUUGGUGAAUGGUAAGGCACUUUCCUGUGAAAAGAGCUACUACCCCUCAUUACAAUUUAAUUACAGAUGUGUGUUUGAAUAACCUUUAACCACUUAACCCUACUUUUAAUGUGAACACUCUCAUCAACCUAAGCAAAGGGAUACACCUGCAUUUGUUAAUAAACAUAUAUAUUUUUUUUAAAUUCUGGUUUUAAUAUUAUUUUAUUAAGUGCCCUAUAAAAAAUUAAUGAAAAAUUAAUGAAAUAAUACCGGUAAUGAAAAUGUGAAAAGUUUUAUAUCAUUAAACAGCCAAUUUGGCAAGAGUGGGUAAAGAUGUGUGAUCUUUUUAAAAACCUAGAUUGCUCUUAACUUCAGUGAAUGUUGUAAAACUGUUGGACACUUUAUUCAUUUCUUUUUCUCAAAGCUAAGGUAUCUCUAGGUUAUAAGGUAAUUCUUCAUAUGCAAAAAUUGUAUCAAAAAUCAUAUUUUUUUACCAGUUGAACUCAUACUUUUUUAGAACCCCUUCCCCUAUGCCAAUUUAAAAAUGAGCUACUCAACCUCUCACCCAUCAAUUUUCCUAUGGACAAUUAAAAUUGACAAUGCAGUUAAAAGAAGUCACAAUGAACCAUGUUAACAAUUUUUGCCAUGGGUUCUCUGUCCUUUUUGUCACCGCCAGUGGCUGUUCCGGCAACCCAGUAUCAAAAUAACUACGUUGUAUUUGUAUCUUUAUUCACAAUCUUUGGUUCCGCUAAAGGAAAUAAUUAUGUCACAGAAAUAUAUGGUGGUCUAAAUUUGUCUCUAGGUUAAAUAUUACUAUUUUGAUAUCUAGCGUGUUCAUUUGUGAAUGCAGAAAGCAACAGUAUUACAAUAAUUUUUAAACAUUUUGUUGAGAUUUUUAUAGCUUUUGAAAAAAAUUUGAAAUCAUGGAUUUCUCAGAUUUUUAGGUGACAAUUGGUUUUAUUAGAGUUAUGGUAUAAUGUGAAUAAAGAAACAUUUUUGAAUAACCAUAAAUAACAAAAUUUGAUAUGUAGGCUUGGUGACCAAAAAAAGUAGGUUAUGAGGCUGGUGUAGCUGUAUUCAUUUUGGACAAUUUUUAAAUAAAGUGUUUUCUUUAUUUUGAUCAGAUUCUCCAUUAUGUUGACGGCAUGUCACAUGUGCUUAAAAUUGCUGCAGAUGCUGAUGUUGAAUUGAAUUUAGUCAAAGCCAAUCUUCAAAAUCUCUUGUAAGAUAUGUCAUGUAAAUUUCAAGAACUAAUUUUGUAUAUUUUUAAUUUUGAGAACAAAGCUUUAAAUAGAGCAAAUCUGAAAUUCUAACUUCAAAUAGCUCUACAAUUGUUUAUAACAAUUUAAAAUUUAAGUAUUUUACACUCCUUUGAUAUCAAAGAGUGUCACUUAGUUCAUCAUGACUUGCAAAACAUUAGAUGUCUUGAAAUUUGGGGUGUUAAAAAAAAUUCUUUCAUGUGUUGAUUUACUUGUUAUAUUUAUUUUCCCUCUUGAUCCAAUUGACUUUAUUUUAAUAUUUUGUAUUUCUCCUGCAAGAUUUUUAAAUGUAUUUAGAUGUAUUGCUACUUUCCUCUCUACUUCAGACACUACAAAUUUAUGAAACUGGUCUCAAUUUUUCAGGUAAUCCUAAUGUUUGUUAAAUUUUUAAAAUGUAAAAUAACUACCCGGUAUUAUUAAAAAUAAAUAAGAACAAUGAAAGCAUUGUUCUCGUCUUCCCCGGCUUCUCCUUGCCCUCACCCCUAAUUUUAGUUGGUAAUAACUGUUAUUUCUAUUAAAUAGAUUCUCCCAAAAGCGCACGGUGGUGUUUUAAAAUUUUUUUUAUCCUAGUUACAAUACAUAUAAAUGUCAUACACAAUAUUUUUCACAUUUUUUGCUAUUUUAAAAUGCUGUAGUAUUGCAAGCUUAUUUGAAAACAAAAUUUGUUACAUUAGAAUUACAAUUGACUCUCAUUGCCAUCACUUCCUUGGUUAUAAUGCACUUACAAUACAUGGGAUUAUUCGUUUGUCACAGUACUCCAAUGUGUACACAGUGACACAAGACAUUAACAAAUUAAUGGAGGAUGUCAACCUGCAGGAAGAAUGUGUCAAGUUCGUUGCAAAAUCAGGUAAGCUUCUACAAUCCCUUCUAAGAUCAUGUUACAAUAUUUUGUCUAAUAUAUUUGCAGAAUCAAGUUGUUUUAAAAUGAUUAAAAAAACACUAUUUGUGAUUAAUACUUUUCUUUGUGAUUAGUGCUAUUAGUGUGAUUUUUUGCGUACCGGUACACUAUUUUUUAAUGUAUUUCAUUCUUUUAGAUAAAUAUGAGACAAGACAAGCAAAACUUGCAUCCCAGUUUGUUACAUUAGAUUUAUUGUCCUUUUUUUUUUAACAACUGGAUGACCCCUGUUUAUAUUUAUAGUGCCAUCAAAUUUGCUCUAUGUUUUAUUAGACCGUAGCUGUCCAGAGUUUCGAGAUGUGUUCAUGUUAUACUGUACCUUUACACCUGGGACCACAGUGAAAGAUUUAUGUGUCAGACAGAUCAACCCACACAUUCUCAAAGUGGAUGAAAGGUCAAGUCAUCGUGAUAGUGAUAGCAUUUACUAGGAUGAUGCUAAGUACACAACUGAUCUAAUGUUUUUUUAAUGUCUCCUUAGUUAUAUCUCCUUUCAUAAAAUGUUUGUUAAUUUUCAAAUUCACCUUGUUAUUGUGAAGAAAGCUAUAGAUAUAAGUUUGAUUUUUUAAAAAUCAGUAAUCAUUUGUUAUCUGAAUUUUUCUUUAAUUCUUUUAAACACUAUGAAUAUAAUUUGAAUCCAAUUUUUUAAAAUUGUUUAUUGUUGAUUGAUAAUUACAUUUUUUAUAUUAAAUAUUGGAUUAAUAUUAACUUACUUUCCUAUCCUUUGGACAUAGCAGUCUAAAAUAUAUAAGUAUAAGUCCAUUUAACAACUAAUAUGAUUCUUAAACCAGACAUUUCAGGAUUUACUUUAUAAUAUAGGGUAGUAGGUUAAAAACUACAACACUUCAGGCUAUACUUGUAAAUAUUUUUCUGUACCAGUAAAGCAUUGCGACUUUAUCAGUUUUUAACUUGACAGAAAGCUUGUGCAAUUUGGACUGAUUAAAGGUCUACUCAGACGAAUGCACAGAUAUCCAGUGGCCCUGCCAGGGGAGCAGAUAACAUGUAAGACCCAGCUGCUUCUUCGAUGGUUGGAUGGUAAACACAGUUUUGAUCAGAUAUGUUGUGAAACUGGUAAGUGCUGCCAAUACGACAUAUUUUUAUGA